UCUCUCUCACUAUAUAGCUGUGUUGUAAUUAUAAAUUAAAAAAUAAUUCAGACAGACAACACAUUCGCUAUUCGAAUAGAAUUCUUGAUUUUUCAGUCUGAAAAAUCAAAUCUUGGGAUUCUUUUCUCUAGAUUAGUAGAUCAGAGAAAAAAAAAAAAGAAUGGUUGAAACGCGGCGGAGCUCUUCUUCCUCCAAGCGUACCCUCUCUUCGCCGUCGUCUUCUCAGCCCAGAGGAAAACGAUCCAAGGCGUCGUCUUCUUCGACGAACGAUUCGCCGUCUUCAGAGGAAGUCGCUGUCGCGUCGGCGGCGAAAGAGUUGGAGACUGGAUCGGUUGAUCCGGCGAACGGCGGCGGCGGCGAUAAUCAGUCGGCUGAUGCGGCGGCAGAGAAAGUAACGGAGGCGGUGGAAGCAGAUGAUUCUGUUGUUAAUGAGGAGGAUGAAGGGAAGUCCGGUGGGCCAUCCGACAAUGGAGGAAAGGGGCAACUGAAAUCUAAUGGCGAUGCUGCAUGGGGUAAACUUAUUUCCCAGUGUCCAAAGAUUCCACAUGUUGUCAUACAUCGUCCAAUUUUCACUGUUGGUCAAGGCCGCCAAUGCGAUUUGUCGCUGAGCCCAACAGUUAGUAAUUCCUUGUGUAAUCUAAAGCGCAAGGAAUCAGAGGGAGGAGAAUCGUGUACGGAGCUUGAAAUCACUGGGAAUAAAGGAUCUGUAGAAGUGAAUGGUAAGCCUUGCUCGAAAGAUUCGACUACUCCUUUAAAAGAGGGCGAUGAGUUGGCCUUUUGCUCUUCGUCUGGUAAACAUGCUUAUAUUUUCCAACUCCUGACUGAUAUAAACUCAUCUCCAAUCGAUGUGCCGUCUCCUCUGUGCAUAUUAGAAACGAACGAUGGAACCAUUGAAGGAUUACACAUAGAGGCAAGACCGGGCGACCCUUCUGCUAUUUCCGUCGCAUCAGCUCUGGCUACGUUAUCAGACCAUCACGCCGAAGAAUUACCUCCAUCUCAGAAUGGUUCUGAAAUACCAUCUUUACCCUCGGCUUGUGCGGUUUCAGACACUGACAUGAAGGACGCUUCUGACCAUAACGACGGUGCUACUGCGUCACCUGUGGAGAAUGUUGUCAUCGGCGAUAAAAUGAAUGUUGAUGGUGAGAGUGAUAAAAUAAAUCUUGCACCCGAGUUGAGGCCAUUUUCGCAGAUGCUAGCUAGUUCGUCGACCCCUGCGUUUGGUGUGAGUAGUAGUAUAUCUAGAAUUCUGGACGAGCAUAGGCCGAACAGAAAUCAGCGCAAGCAUUCCGAUCCUCCCGUUUCGUUAGCAUCAAGACGUCAAGCUUACAAAGAUGCUUUACAACAAGGAUUGUUGCAUUGCAAAGAUAUCGAGGUUUCAUUUGAUGAUUUUCAGUAUUAUCUCAGUGAAACCACCAAGAAGGUUCUCAUUGCUUCGGCAUACAUACAUUUGAAAUGUAAUAAAUUUACAAAGUUUGCGUCGGAACUCCCAACAUUGUGCCCGAGAAUCUUGCUGUCAGGUCCUGCAGGUUCUGAAAUAUACCAGGAAACAUUGGCAAAGGCACUUGCUAAAUAUUUUGGUGCCGGGCUUCUGAUUGUUGAUAGUAUUGCAUUACCUGGUGGACCAACAACAAAAGAAGCUGAUUCGGUAAAAGAAAGUUCAAAGCCUGAGAGAGCAAGUGUAUUUUCAAAGCGGACCACUGCUGCGCUACACCUUAAAAAACCAACCUCGAGUGUAGAUGCUGAUAUUACUGGGAAUUCUACCGUAAGCUCUCACCCUACUAUGCCUAAGCAGGAAAUAUCUACAGCUACAUCGAAAAACUAUACUUUCAAGAAAGGCGAUAGAGUGAAGUUUGUCGGUUGUAUGCCAGGGUUUUCUCCUGCUCAAACUCCCGCAAUGAGGGGACCAGCCUAUGGUUACCGAGGUAAGGUGGUACUUGCUUUUGAGGAAAAUGGCUCUUCUAAAAUCGGGGUUCGAUUUGAUAGAACAAUUACCGAAGGUAAUGAUUUGGGAGGCCUCUGUGAAGAAGAUCAUGGUUUCUUUUGUGCAGCUGACACACUCCGGCUCGAGAGCUCUGGUGCUGACGAAAUUGACAAGCUUGCCGUAAAUGAACUCUUUGAGGUUGUUUCGGCAGAAAGUAAAGUUGGCCCAUUGAUCUUGUUCUUGAAAGACAUCGAGAAAUCCUUGUCCGGAAAUACUGAGGCAUAUACGUCUUUGAAAGUUAAGCUUGACAGUUUAUCGGAAAACAUUGUUGUGAUAGCGUCACAUACUCAGACAGAUAGCCGGAAGGAGAAAUCUCAUCCUGGUGGAUUGCUUUUCACAAAAUUCGGAAGCAACCAAACGGCAUUGCUUGACCUUGCCUUCCCGGAUAAUUUUGGUAGAUUACAUGAUAAAAGUAAAGAAGCAACGAAAAUAACGAAGCUGUUUAACCGCCUUUUCCCAAACAAAGUGACCAUUCAGAUUCCCCAGGAGGAAACAGUACUAGUGGACUGGAAGCAACAGUUGGAUCGUGAUAUUGAAACAAUGAAAUCUCAGUCCAACUUUGGUAGCAUUCGCUCCGUUCUAAAUCGGUUCGGGCUCGAAUGUCCUGAUCUGGAAACUUUAAGCAUUAAAGACCAAGCUUUGAAUAAUGACAAUGUUGAAAAAAUUAUCGGCUGGGCUUUAAGCCAUCACUUUAUGAAUUGUUCUGAAGCUCCACUCAAGGACUCAAAAAUUGUCAUUUCAAGUGAAAGUAUCGUCUAUGGAGUCAACAUCCUACAUGGCAUUCAAAAUGAAAACAAGAGUUCGAAGAAAUCUCUAAAGGAUGUGGCAACUGAAAAUGAAUUUGAGAAAAAGCUCCUCGGGGAGGUUAUUCCACCUGGCGAUAUCGGAGUUACUUUUGAUGACAUCGGCGCACUUGAAAACGUGAAGGAAACCUUAAAGGAAUUGGUGAUGCUACCUCUGCAAAGGCCAGAAUUGUUCAGCAAAGGGCAGCUGACAAAGCCUUGUAAGGGAAUAUUGCUGUUUGGUCCUCCUGGUACUGGUAAAACUAUGCUCGCAAAAGCUGUUGCAACCGAAGCUGGCGCAAACUUUAUUAACAUAUCUAUGUCGAGCAUCACCUCUAAAUGGUUUGGUGAAGGAGAGAAAUACGUGAAAGCAGUAUUCUCUUUGGCUAGCAAAAUAUCCCCGAGUGUUGUUUUUGUCGAUGAGGUUGACAGUAUGUUAGGGAGGCGGGAAAACCCGGGAGAACAUGAAGCAAUGCGAAAAAUGAAGAAUGAAUUUAUGGUGAACUGGGAUGGUUUGCGUACAAAGGAUAAAGAACGUGUUCUUGUACUUGCAGCCACAAAUAGACCUUUUGAUCUUGACGAGGCUGUAAUCAGGAGGCUUCCCAGGAGGUUGAUGGUGAACUUGCCAGAUGCUCUGAAUAGGGAGAAAAUAUUGAAAGUGAUAUUAGCCAAGGAAGAAUUGGCUCCCGGCCUCGAUCUUGCAGCCGUUGCCAGUAUGACUGAUGGGUAUUCCGGAAGUGAUCUAAAGAAUCUGUGUGUGUCGGCUGCCCAUUGUCCUAUACGGGAAAUUUUGGAGAAGGAGAAGAAGGAUAAAGCCUUGGCAGUGGCGGAAAACAGACCGUUGCCUGCACUGCAUAGCAGCGUAGAUGUUCGUCCUUUGACUAUGGAUGACUUCAAAUUUGCACACGAACAGGUAUGUGCAAGUGUAUCAUCAGAAUCACAAAACAUGAACGAGCUUCAACAGUGGAACGAACUUUACGGAGAAGGGGGGUCAAGAAAGAAGAAAUCAUUAAGCUACUUCAUGUAGAGACGAGGAGGAUAUUAUUUACAGAGAGCUGUGUAUAGUGUUCGAUGUUUAGGCGGUUCGAUUUUGGAACCUGUGAACCUGGAAAUCCAGUUUCAGGUUCCUCUACCCUUUUUUUAUGAAGGCAUGCAUGCAUUUGUGUAUCAUAUAUAUAGUUUUAUGGCUCUAUUAUUUUGUCACCACAAAUAUAUAAAAAAUAAAUUUGUAUUCUAAUUGUUUUACUUCUUUAAGGGCUCUCGCAUGCAUUUUGUAUAUUCAAGAUUAAUUCACUAAUCAACUCAUAGAUUUAGAUAUUUUUCAUUUCUGUCUCUUUUUUUUUUUGGCGUUUUGGAAUAAUGUGAUCUAUUUAAUUCAAAGAUUAAUAUUUACAUUUUUUCUUUGUA
Molecule: messenger RNA, 4170 nt
Organism: Erythranthe guttata (spotted monkey flower)
Lineage: Eukaryota; Viridiplantae; Streptophyta; Magnoliopsida; Lamiales; Phrymaceae
Product: AAA-type ATPase family protein
Cellular component (GO): mitochondrial outer membrane
Molecular function (GO): protein binding; ATP hydrolysis activity; ATP binding
Source: RefSeq, a predicted model, not a curated record